Dunckerocampus dactyliophorus (ringed pipefish) is the source of this 962-nucleotide messenger RNA. Its product is annotated as myosin light chain 5-like. Gene Ontology annotation, cellular component: cytoplasm. The transcript is spliced from 7 exons. Gene Ontology annotation, molecular function: calcium ion binding. Bases 342 to 863 code for a protein of 173 amino acids. The record is from RefSeq and is a predicted model, not a curated record. Lineage: Eukaryota; Metazoa; Chordata; Actinopteri; Syngnathiformes; Syngnathidae.
CUCACGGUCGCCGCGGACGCCUUUUGUGAGAGGGCGUGGCUUAAACCAAGCCGUCUCAUCCGUUUCCUGGAGCACCGCCUACAGGCCUUGGCAUCGGCUGGUCGUGGGUGUCACGUGAUGCUUGACACCACCCCAAAGCAAGGGGUCAAAGGUGACGUUGUGGCCUCCAGAGAAGUGAUGUUUUUUUUUAAGUCAGGCCCAUUUAAGGACGUUUUGUGUGGACAGAGACGUCCCGACAGACACAGCUAUCAUCACAUGACACGUGCAUGCUUGCAACUGCUCUAUUUAAACGCUGCGUGGGGGGGGGCGUCCACACACCCCUGUGGAGACAUUGAGAAGACAUGGCCAGCAGGAAGACCAAGAAGAAAGAAGGCGGAGCCAAACGGGCCCAGCGUGCGUCGUCCAACGUGUUCUCCAUGUUUGAGCAGACGCAGAUCCAAGAGUUCAAAGAAGCUUUCACCCUCAUGGACCAGAACCGAGAUGGAUUCAUCGAUAAGGAGGACCUGAAGGACACGUACGCCUCUCUGGGCAAAGUGAACGUGAAGGACCAGGAAGUGGAGGAGAUGCUGAGAGAAGCUAGCGGCCCCAUCAACUUCACCAUGUUUCUCACCCUGUUUGGAGGAAAACUUCACGGCACCGACCCAGAAGACACCAUCCUGAACGCCUUCAGAAUGUUCGACACCGAGGCCAAAGGUUUCAUCCACAAAGACGAGCUGGAAAAAUUAUUGACAACACAAGCUGACAAGUUCACGCAGGAGGAGGUCAGGCAGAUGUUCGAGUCGUCCAACAUCGACUCGUCAGGAAACUUGGACUACAAGUCUUUGUGUUACAUCAUCACUCAUGGCGAGGAGCGGGAAGACUAAAGAAGGAACGCCUGGUGGAUCUUUUUAUUCUUUUAUGCCUCUUGUUGCAGAAUAACCAAUAAAAGAUGUCACCUUGUUGCUUGGCAGAAUAAGCCAUCA